Dujonia railenensis is the source of this 1977-nucleotide messenger RNA. NCBI's taxonomy places the organism in Eukaryota, Fungi, Ascomycota, Pichiomycetes, Serinales, Debaryomycetaceae. The record is from the annotation of a GenBank genome assembly.
AUGCUUUUCAAAUCCUUAUUACCUAUAGGGUUAUUGGGUUUGACCAAGGUCAAUGCUGUUACGGUUGAGAUAUCGUCCAACACUCUCAUAAGUACUGGUGAUACUCUCUAUACUCCAGACUAUAUUAUUGACGAAGGUGUCUACUUAGCAAUCGACUCUGGUUACACUCACAAUUUCUAUGGAGAUUUAACUGUCAAUGGGAUGCUCUACAUCAGUGACAGAAAUCAUUAUUCUGGAUUAACUUGUGAUUUUAUUGGAACAACCAAUACACUUACAAAUUAUGGUGAGAUUGUUCUCAAUGAUUUAAAUGGUACAUCGGCUCCCACCUUUGAUUACUAUGGUGGUUAUUUUUACAACUAUGGUAGUAUAUGGUUUGCAGGAAUUGGUAAUACCGGUGGUUCAACUUUUGCUAUUCAACCUUAUAAUACAUUUGUUAAUGAGGGGAUCAUCACUUACUACCAAUCAGUGUCUCGUACAGGUGGUACUACACACUUAGGUCUUGAUGAUUCUGAUAUUACUAAUGAUGGGACUGUUUGUAUUUAUCAGCAAAUUUACUAUCAAGGAUCAAAUAUUGCCGGUACCGGUUGUUAUGAUGUCGGGUUGAACAGUAACUUCUGGGUCACAAAUGCUUAUUCAAGAACAAUUGCUGAAACGCAAACGAUUCUUCUUAGUACGAGCUCUUCCAGUUUGAGAAUUGAUCUUUACAAUCCUUCUUUCUCAUAUACGGUUGCUGGAUGGGGUAAUGGAAAUGUUAUUGGGUUCAGUGGAACCAUCACAAGUUUCACCUAUAGUGUUGACACAUUAUCCAUUAAGGCAGGUGGGUUUACAUACACCGUCGUAAUUGGUACUGGUUACGACCUGACACAAAUGACAAUCGGAGCAGCUAACUACGGAACUGGUGCUGCUGUAGCUAACACAAACUUCGGAUUACUUUAUGCUCCAGCUCCCCCAGAUUCAUCAAGACCAAGUGUCUGUGCGAUAUGUCCAUCAAUUCCUAGUCCCCCUAACGGAAAUGUACAAACAACCAUCACCUCCACUUGGACUGGAUCAUCCACAUCGACAACCACGGAAACUGCCUCUGUAGGAGGAACCGACACAGUUGUAGUUGAAAUUCCUUCAAACGUUCAAACUACUACAACGUUAACCUGGUCAGGUACUGCAACUUCCACUAUUACGAAUACAGCUACGCAAGGAGGUACAGAUACGGUUAUUAUUGAAAUUCCAAGUAAUUCAAAAACGACUGAGACCACUACUUGGUCAGGAUCAUUUACUACCACUCUCACUGAAAGUGCUUCACAAGGCGGUACCGACACAGUUAUUGUUGAAGUUCCAAGUAACUCACAAUCAACUCAGCUCUCUACUUGGUCUGGUUCGUUCACUACCACUCUCACCGAGACUGCCUCUCAAGGUGGUACCGACACUGUUGUCGUUGAAGUUCCAAGUAAUGCACAAGCUACUGAAACUUCAACCUGGUCUGGAUCAUUCACUACCACACUCACUGAAAGUGCCUCCCAAGGUGGUACUGACACCGUUGUUGUCGAAGUUCCAAGUAAUGCCCAGUCUACUGAGACCUCUACCUGGUCUGGAUCAUUCACCACCACACUCACUGAAAGUGCCUCACAAGGUGGUACUGACACUGUCGUUGUCGAAGUUCCAAGUAAUGCCCAGUCUACUGAGACCUCUACCUGGUCUGGAUCAUUCACUACCACUCUUACUGAGACUGCUUCCCAAGGCGGUACCGACACCGUCGUUGUCGAAGUUCCAAGUAAUGCCCAGUCUACUGAGACCUCUACUUGGUCUGGUUCGUUCACUACCACUCUCACUGAAAGUGCCUCACAAGGUGGUACUGACACCGUCGUUGUUGAAGUUCCAACUAACUCUCAAUCUACUGAGACGUCUACUUGGUCUGGAUCAUUCACCACCACUGUUACUGAGACUGCCUCCCAAGGUGGCACUGACACUGUCGUUGUCGAAGUU